Messenger RNA from Hypoxylon trugodes, 2815 nucleotides. RefSeq names its product Rec8 like protein-domain-containing protein. Gene Ontology annotation, cellular component: synaptonemal complex; cohesin complex. Lineage: Eukaryota; Fungi; Ascomycota; Sordariomycetes; Xylariales; Hypoxylaceae. The record is from RefSeq and is a predicted model, not a curated record. Gene Ontology annotation, biological process: replication-born double-strand break repair via sister chromatid exchange; mitotic sister chromatid cohesion; synaptonemal complex assembly. The transcript is spliced from 2 exons. The coding region runs from base 501 to 2435 and encodes 644 amino acids. Gene Ontology annotation, molecular function: protein binding; chromatin binding.
CAUGGAUUUAGUCCAAUCUCACAGUACUUCUCCCCUACGCCGUUUCCCCCAAGUGAUCCCCUCCACCCUCUAAUUUCAACCUUUCAUCCAACCCAUUUGUCCUCAUUCCGCCCGUGCAAACACUCCCACUAUUCCCUACGAUAUAUACUUGCUGUCGCUCCUGGCUUUAAUCGCAUUAAAGCGCACCGUGAAUUAAUUGCGCGACGUUUGCGCUAAUUGAAUUGCGGAUUUAAUACAUCGACGAGCGAGUCGGUGCAAGCGCUGGCCGUCUACGCGAUCUGCGCCCAAAACAACGCGCUCCUAUUCUCUUGUUUACAACACCGAACACCCUCCCACCUUUCGUCAUCACAUCUAUACUUGGGAUCUUAACAACCCAACGCGUCGUCUCUAUAUUAACACUUCAUUGCUUUAAUGCUAUCAUAACUGAUCACUUAGCUUACAUCCGCUUAUCCACCGCCUUCACCUUCUGCUUUCCAAACGGUCUCUUCAUCGCUCUCGCGAUGUUCUAUUCGGAGACCUUGCUGCAAAAGACAGGGCCUCUGGCCCGAGUCUGGCUGUCGGCUAACUUAGAGCGCAAGCUCUCAAAAACCCACAUUCUACAAUCCAAUCUACCCGACAGUGUUGAUGCUAUUAUUACCCCGAAUCAAGCGCCCAUGGCGCUCCGUUUGAGCGGCCAACUUUUGCUUGGUGUCGUCAGAAUCUAUAGUCGAAAAGCUCGUUACCUGUUAGAUGAUUGCAAUGAAGCUUUGCUUAAAAUUAAAAUGGCCUUCCGUUCUACUGGCAAUAACGAUAUCCCCGAAAACUUGAAUAUGCCGAAUCGUGAAGCAUUGAUGCUUCCCGACCGUAUCACAGCAGCGGACAACUUGAAUAUUUUACCACCACCCGACGCGAACUGGUUGCUUGGCCAGAUGGAGGACGUCAAUGCCGUCCCUAAUAGCUCGGGAACGCGAGGUCGAGGCCGGCCGAGCAACCGUGACAUUAACUUGCAAGAAGACUUUAACAACAGCCAAUUCUUGCAUGAUGAUAACAUGGACGAGGACGAAGUUGCGCUUGCGCCUAUGGAUGAUCUGGAAUUAGACUUGGAUUUCGGAAUGGAUAUUGACGAGCGACCUCGAAUGGACAAGAGCAUUGAAAUGGGUCGAGACGCCCCCGCUGCUAGAUCCGUCGAGGAUGAUAUUUUUAGCGAGUUGGAUAUGGCACCACCCGCAAAGGGCGUUGACCGUGAACCAUCGUUAAAUCUUGAUUUUGGAGAUGACAAUAUUAGGAUUGCGGAUGGCGAUGGUGAUAUCCAAAUGGAGGAUGACUUCCAAUUUAAUAUUGGAGAACAAUCCGUGGUGCCUGAGAUGGGCGGUGCCCCAGGUAUCGACCGCGCCCGUAUCUCUGAAUCACCUCUUUCCGAUAUCGAUGAAAACAUGGCGCGGGAUGUUGAAGAGUGGACGCGUUUGAAUAACACUAGCAUCUACGAGCCCGGCCAGGAAGUCGAGGAACCCGAACCACUCCCCCAGAAAAAGUCGAAGAAGCGCAAGGUUUUCGGACUGGAUCCUGCUACCCAACUGACCAGCGCACACAUCAAGGAACAACAACAAAACCACGAAAAUAUCCUCAAGGCACCUACUUUUAUCUCACGUGAUCCAUAUUUUUUGGCUCUGAUUGAGUUGAAGGCUAGCGGUAGCUUUGUUUCUAGUAUUAUGGGCGAUGGUCGUAGUAAAGCCUGGGCCCCGGAAUUGAGGGGAUUGCUGUCUCUUGAGUCUAUUAGACCUGCCAAUGAUCUUAAGCGCAAGAGGGAUAGUGGAAUCGCUGAUAUGGGCGAGGACGAAGAGCAGGGCACGUCCAAGUCACCUCGUUUGGAUUUGGGUGAAGACGACACGUUAGCUAUGCCGGACGCGGGCUUGGGUGAGCGUAGUGUCGCCCCCGAUGGUACCAUUAUCGAGAUGCCGGCAGAUGACAUUGUCAUACAGCAAGAUGAUGACGAUCACCAACCCCGUGAGGGAAGCCCCAUGCCUGCGUUUGACGAAACCACGGCUCCCAUAGUACACCCUGCAGACAGCGGUCCUGUUUCUCUUGGUACAAAACACGCUGUUCACGUUCUCCGAGAUCUAUUCGGCUCUGAAGCAGCUACUAGCGAAGAGAAGCGAAAGAAAUCCGUAGUAUUCCAAGAUCUUCUGCCCGAAUCCAGAACGUCUAAGGCAGAUGCUACAAAAAUGUUCUUCGAAUGUCUAGUAUUAGCUACCAAGGAUGCCAUCAAAGUCGAGCAAAAGGAGGGUGUACUCGGUGGUCCUAUUAGAGUCAGAGGAAAGCGUGGUCUUUGGGGUGCCUGGGCCGAGACGGAAGCCGGUGGAGAGAUUGCCAACCAGGAAGAGGAGGUACCGCAACCUGACCAACAACCAGAACAUGCCAUUGCUACGCCCUCUCGAGCUGUAGCAGCAGCAGCAUGAAUACCUAUCACUGGGUAAUUGGGGGGUUGCAAUGGGAAAACGAGGUAAUGCUUCAUGUAUAAACUUCUCUGCACUUAGGAUAUUCCCGAGGGUACCGAUCAUAUAGUCUAAUGGCGUCACGGCGUACGGGGAAUUACGGAGGGAAGGGAGAUACCAACAGCUGCGGGUAUAUCGGUCUUCAAAAUUCAUGAAAGGGCGGUUUUUCGUUUUGCUUGUUAUGGUUCGAUUGCAUUCGUAUGAUAUCAUCUAGCUAUGGAUGAUUAUUGGCGGGUAGACGCUUUAACAUGAGCGGUGUUAUUGCGAAGUAAUUACAUCGUUAGCGCUCGAGUUCGAUGAGAAUUCAUAUAGUAGCAAGAUAUCUUUACAAGUUUCUGAUCUCA